Molecule: messenger RNA, 4017 nt
Organism: Kwoniella shivajii
Lineage: Eukaryota; Fungi; Basidiomycota; Tremellomycetes; Tremellales; Cryptococcaceae
Exons: 14
Coding region: 1-4017 (1338 amino acids)
Biological process (GO): replication fork reversal
Cellular component (GO): cytoplasm
Molecular function (GO): 5'-flap endonuclease activity; single-stranded DNA helicase activity
Source: RefSeq, a predicted model, not a curated record
AUGACGUCAACACCCAUACAACCGAAGACGCGUCUUCGCACAGAUGAGAAUAUCUCAUCGUCGAAAAGAGCACGGUUAUCGCCUCCUAAGAAUGCUUCAGGAUCUAAGCAUGUAUCAGUGAAAGAAGAAAAGGCAAUGAUGGAUGACUUGAUGGCAGGUCUAGAUGCCUCCAUGUUCGAAGGGAUAGGUUCAUCACCUCUUAGACCGAAAUCGAAUCGAACAUCCCAGGCUUCACCCUCUCGACACCAAAAGCGAAGGUUGCCACAUGUAGAAGUGAAACUUGAACCUUUAUCGCCAGUCAAGAAGGUAAACCGCUCUCCAACGAAACGAAGAAUAUCUUGGUCACCUAUCAAACCCAAAUCUGCAUUCACCACUACUUUUAUCAAAGAAGAGCCGAAGUCAUCACCUAGAGAGAAGAUUGAAAGAGAAGCUCAAGUGAAAGUGGAGAAUGCGCUGAAAAGGAAAAUCGAACUUGAAGACAAAGACACGCAUUCAAAGGAGGAGCCUAGUUUGCAACUAUCCGACGAGGAUCUUUAUGAAUUUGAUUUUGAUCUGAACGAUCUAUCAGCUUUCGAGGAAGAUCUGCUAGAAUCUCCCAAGCGGGUCGUCAAAUACCCUAUUCCUAAUCCUGCUCGACCGCCACCUCCACCCGGAUAUGUCUCGACGCCAUGGGCAAGGUUCGUAGUUCUUGCUGUGUCCGCAGGUCUAAGAUUCACCGAUGGCGUCAUACCUUCAAUGGACACCGUCGAAGAUGGCACGGGUGGCGGAACAUCUUUUGGCAAAACGUUGAUCGUGAUUUCUACGGACAACGAGAUGAAACGGGUUGUACACCUUAAAGAUCAGUGGUCUAAUUUGCACAUAAAGAAAAACGAUAUCAUCAACAUCAUAUCUCCUAUCCUUACCAAUCCUAGUUCAACCACACCCAUACUUCUCACCCAAAAAGACCCUGCUACCUUUUUGAUACACCAUCCGGACUUGAUGCUCACUAUGACCUCGAUUGCUAAUGCAAUGCCUUGCCCGCGAAAACCAAUUUUGCAAACCCUCAUCAAAGCCUCCGGACCGCCAACAAAGCCGGUAUUAUACGGAAACUUACUACAUGGUCUCCUGCAAGGAGCGUUGGUGGAACAAUCCUUCGACGCAGAUAGCACGUUCAGUAGGCUGGACGGCGAGUUGAAAAAGGAGGAACGAAGAAUGGAGAUUUGGAGCACAGGGAUGGGAACGAUGGAUAUUCGAGAAGAAGUUGGUAUGAGAGCUGGAAGGGGAUUCGAGGUGUUUGGCCAAAAAUGGGUGGGCGAGAAUCCUAAAAGUGAAGGAGAAUUGCACACCUCGCCAGGCGACAAUCCCAGCUUGUUAGCGAUUAAUGGUCUUCAUGAGGUAGAAGAAGAUAUUUGGUCUCCUAAAUGGGGUCUGAAGGGAAAAGUUGACGCUUCCGUUCAAGCCAAGAUCAUCCGUGAUUCUUCGAAACUCAAUGAAUCGGAAGAAUACGUCGCUCCCCUGGAAAUAAAAACUGGUCGGUCAGUAGGUGUGAUGGCCCAUAGAGCUCAAACUAUGUUAUACACUUUGUUAAUGGAAGAUAGAUAUGGCGUACCUGUACCUGCUGGAUUGUUGUAUUACUCUCAACUCGACUCUAUCCUUCGCGUCGAAGCUAAACAAAACGAAAUUCGAGCGUUGAUCGUCGCAAGAAACGAAUUAGCAGAUUGGCUUUCCAAGAAACGUCGUCUGCCUAAGCCUCCUUCUGCAGCCGAAAUAGAGCAGAAAGUAGAAGACGUUGAGGAAGCUUUCUUACCUUCUACAAUCGAUCAUGUCAAAGAAUGUCGAAGCUGUUAUGCAGUUGAUAGCUGUAUGUUAUAUCGAAAGGCCAUUGAAGGAGUACAUUCUAAUCCCGAAGACCCCAUUGCGGAAUUGUAUGAUGAGAAAACAGGUCACAUGACCAAGAAAGACGCCGAAUUCUUCAAGAAGUGGGAUACGCUCUUGACAGUGGAGGAACAGGACAUAGGAAGGCAUAGGAGUCAGCUGUGGACGAUGACAGCUAAAGUGAGGGAGAAGACUGGAAGGUGCUUCAGCGAUAUGGUCAUCUCAUCCUAUUCUAAUGAUCUUGGAAAAUCACUCGCAAAGAUCCAUCGACAUGCCUACACAUUCGUCCGAGCUCCACACGCCGGUACUCAAGUGUCGGGUAUAUCUCUUUUAUCAGGACAUAUCGCAAAAGGCGACCCUGUUUCACUGUCCAUCGAACCUGAUCUGCUGUGUCUGUCGAGAGGAUUCGUGCUUGACUUGACUGCAGACAGCGUGACUAUCGGUGUCACUUAUGUUAUCGACGUCGAAGCGUUACUGAAACGUACUGGUCGAUCUCAUGCUCUGUCAGAGGGAGACGGUAAAGUCGUCUUCAGGAUCGACAAAGAUGAGAUGGCAAGUGGGAUGAUGAGGAUGAGAAACAAUCUCGCUUCCUUGUUCUACGCCAAAAAUGGAGAUGGAUCAAGACGGCGCUUGAUAGUAGAUCUAGAUACACCCGAAUUCGAACCUUCCUGGGCACCUUUAUCUGAAGAGAUACCAAACCACCUUAAUGUGGAUCAGCAAACCUCAAUGAAGCAAGUAAUGACCGCAAGAGAUUACUCAUUGAUACUAGGAAUGCCAGGAACAGGUAAAACUACUACUAUAGCUGAAAUCAUCAAAUCCUUAGUAGAAAGAGGCAAAAGUGUCUUAUUAACUAGUUAUACACAUUCAGCUGUGGAUACUAUCUUGAUGAAAUUGGUUAAUGCUGAAUUUGGUAUUUUGAGACUGGGUAAUAUCGAUAAAGUCCAUCCGGAUGUACAGCAUCUAACACUCGAAGCCAUGGAGACUUCAACUAAUAUGGAACAGCUUGAAAAACGAUUGAUGGAUCCUCCUGUUGUCGCUGCCACUUGUCUAGCCAUUGACCAUCCACUGUUCUUCAAGAGGAGGUUCGAUUACUGUAUCGUUGAUGAAGCUUCACAAAUCACUUUGCCGACAUGCCUAGGUCCACUAAGAAUGGCGGACAAGUUUGUGCUAGUCGGUGACCAUUUCCAAUUACCACCUAUCGUCCGGCAUCCAGAAGCUCGCAGAGGUGGAUUAGACGUGUCACUCUUCAAAUUACUUUCAUCAGCUCAUCCUCAAGCAGUAAGCGAUCUUAGUAUGCAAUACCGAAUGAACGAAGAUAUCAUGUUACUUUCAAAUCGACUCGUAUAUGAAGGUAAAUUGAAAUGCGGUAAUGAGCAAGUUGCCAACAGCGGUCUCAUACUCAAGUCUCGCCAAAAGUGCAGCAACACGUUCGAGACCAGCAAUAAUUGUCACCAAACAGGAAAAGAGGAAUGUUGGAUACAACAGCUUCUUGAGGAAAGCGCGAAAUGUAUGUUUAUCGACACCGAUAUGCUGCCAGCUUCGGAUUUUAGAGUUGGAGAUCUGGUUCAGAACGAGGUUGAAGCAAAGUUGGUCCAACAGCUUGCUAUAGCUUUAACGGCCUCCGGACUACAUCAAGAGGAUUUAGCUAUAAUCACACCGUACAGACAACAGAUUAAACUUCUCGCAUCACUGCUUAAACCUUCUUUACCUAGAGUGGAGAUCCUAACAGCCGACAAAUCUCAAGGAAGGGACAAGGAUUGUAUUUUGAUCUCUUUGGUCAGAUCGAACGAGAAUGGAAAUAUCGGUGACUUACUUAAAGACUGGAGACGAAUAAACGUAUCUUUCACAAGAGCCAAGAAGAAAUUGAUCAUUUUCGGUUCUGCGAAGACACUAGCUCAAGAUCCCUUAUUGAAUGAUUUCCUGAAGCUGAUGGAAGGAAAAGGGUGGAUAAAGACACUGAGGAAAGGUGAUGCAGAUAUUCAUCGAGUCAAAGAUGGCAUCCCGCUUCAGAUUCAAAACCUAGGUGUAAAGGCCAAAGAGGAUGAAGAAGAAGCAGAGCAGCAAGGCUUGAAAAAGAAUGGCAAAAAAGCAAAAAUUAUUCGAGGGAAUAGUGCAAUAUUGGUUAAAGGUGCUUUUGGAUCAGAAAUCUUGAAAAUGGAAUAA